Phycomyces blakesleeanus NRRL 1555(-) is the source of this 165-nucleotide messenger RNA. RefSeq lists its product as hypothetical. The transcript is spliced from 3 exons. The record is from RefSeq and is a predicted model, not a curated record. The coding region runs from base 1 to 165 and encodes 54 amino acids. NCBI's taxonomy places the organism in Eukaryota, Fungi, Mucoromycota, Mucoromycetes, Mucorales, Phycomycetaceae.
AUGGCAGAGAAGAACAAAACACAGCGAGACAUAAGUGAUUCUUCGCUUUCUUCUUCUGAUAUGUCAGAAACUGGUGAUGUUGAGUCGCCCAUAAUGGCAGAUGUGCUGUCUCCUCCACCCACAGCAAGUGUCAAGCCUGCUCGCAAGAGAAGUCGAAGAUCGUAG